CCCGAUCAAGCUUCUCCCUCAAUUACUUCUCCAGGGAAACGAGGCAUUGACACUCGUCGUUCGUUCGUUCGUUCUUUGACAAGACAAGAAGUGAUCCAUUCAUUUAAUACUGUCUACUUGCUCGCCUUCCUCUCGUCUUGCAACCCCUUCCCUUCUCCUCCAUCAGGGGACACUGUGCCUAGGUACUUACUGUUUCUCAACACCUGACGUUUCUUCCGUUGAUAGUUACGGCUCAACAUGCGAGUCUCGGGUCUCAUCAUCGACUUGCUCUCGGCCCUCACCCUCCUGAGCUACGUUGUUGGUUCAGCAGCUCACCAGGAUGGCUUCUGGCGACGACUCCGUCGGGGAAUAGCCAAGGAUGAAGGAUACCCGAAAGUUGAGCCUGUUGGUGGACCUGCUCCAGUUGAGGAUGCAUACACCUACCCUUAUGGCUAUCCUUCGCCAGCUUAUACUUCCACAACCCACGCCACUGUUGAGGUGUCGUCGUCGACCCCGGCUUCAUCGGCUACCGAAUCCUCGCCUACGGGGGAGGGUUCAAGCAACAUAUCUCGCCCCACGGAGACCUCUUCGGGAAGCUCUGUUCAGUCUUCUUCUGUCCAGGACACGUCUUCCGCUACUGCACAGGAAACCAGUGUUUCCUUAUCGGCAGAAUCUUCGCAGACAACGUCAACCGGAAGUGGACCAACCACGCACCUUUCUACGAGCAGUAUAUCGAGCCCCACCUCUACUUCGGAGACAGAGGCGCUUUCGAGCUCGUCUCCUCCAGCCAGCGAGAGCACGUCCACGUCAGUCACACCAUUGUCGACACCUGUCCCAUAUGGAGCACCUUGGAGCUCAAUAACUCCCAUUUCGUCGACGACUGCCUCACACUCGGAGUCGUCUCAAACCAAUGUUCCUGCGGAGAGUACCAUCGUUACGUCCUCGACCGCUGUUUUCUCUCAGAGCCCAAACACGGAGACCACAGUGCAAAGUUCCGCAACCUUGAUGUCCCUGUCUCAACCACCCACUUCUUCGUACCCGGGUUACCCGUACAUCACUCCCUCGGCCCAGUCUUCCAGUUCCGUGCCUAGCUCUUGGAUCAGCCCCGCGGAAAGCUCAAGCACCUCUGCACCAACCACUCUCCAGACAGUGUCGAGUACAUCUCCGUGGUCGAACUCGAACUCAACUCUUGCGACAGCUCCAUCCUCCGGCGGACUGAGCCUCUCGACUGGCCUUUCCGGCUCACAGAGCACAACGCAGUCUUCACAGAACUCGGUUUCUAGCACCUCAUUUUCAGGAUCAGUUCUCCCAACUACCAAACCCCUGCCCCCGACGUCGCCAAACACCACAUAUUCGACUUCUACCCCACUCGGAACUGGGACUGCCGUAUCGUCAGGGGUUGGAUCACUGACCUCCUCAUCAUCUGGCCCUUACCCACUGUCAAAUUCCACCAUCCUCCCGGGGCCAACUGGGAGCGGCUCUCUGACCACAGGCGGAGUCUCCAGCUCAUCGUCAGGCACAGCAUUCUCCACAGGUGCACCUGUGACAACCAGUUCUGGAUCUGCUGGUUUUCCACCUCCAAGCCCCUCGCCGAAUUCCGCUCCAUUCCCGCUCACAAACACUACCUCACUCCCCAAUUCCUCAGAGACUGCCGCGUCCGCUUCGCUCACAAGCUCGGGAUCUCCGCCGUUCCCAACCUUCAACUCCACGCUCACAGGAGCCCCGAUUACAACGGCCCCGUCAGGGAGCAUCGUGAGUUCUGGGCUAUCGUCCUCGUUGGGUACAGCGUCGCCUCCUUUUCCCCUAUCCAACUCCACAUUGCCCCAGACGACUGUCCCCAGCGGUACUAUUCCUGGUACCAUCAGUAGCGCGACUGCAACAUUAUCGCCUCCUUUUCCCUUGUCAAAUUCCACGGUCACCCCGGCGCCAACUGGGAGCGGACUUGGCACCAUUUCGACUCAGCCUCCGCAAUCCACAAACGGUUCGUUUUCUUCGAGUCUCGGCACCGCCCAUUGCACUGGGCGACCCGCGUCGAGCUCGCCGCCGUUCCCGGUAACAAACUCCACCAUCCAAACCGCCCCGACGGGAACCUCGGGCAGUGUGAGUGCUGCUUCUUCAGGGGCAGCGACUGGAGGCACAAGCUCGACCUGUUCAGAGGCCACAAGCUCUCCUCCCUAUCCUCUUUCGAACUCGACAGCACCAUCAACAGGGGGAUCCACAAAUUCUCUGCCGCAUCCAAGCGGGACCGCAACUGGUGUCACUGGUACCUCUGGUUCCUCGGCUGUCAGCUUUACCCUAGGAACGGGAUUCAGGUCGUCUUCAUCCCUGGCGCCAUCCAGCUCUCGGCCGUAUCCUUUGUCAAACUCGACUAGCCUGAGUGGUCCCACUGGAUUCCCAACUGCGAGCUUCCCUAGUCUGACAAGCUCUCCAUUUGGCACAGGCAGCUUCAGCGCCACGCCUGCAACAUCAACUUCCGCCCCUCACUCUGCGCCUUCCACCAUUACGCCAGGAACAGGAUCCCAGGGGGUUACCCCUGCAGUUACUUCAUCCAAUCCCCUUUUCCCGACGUCCAACACCACAAGCGUGUCUCUGACGGCCGAGACAACCUGUGAGGACGAGACCACGGUGCAACCGGCGACCAGCAACACCAUACCAAGCACCUUCUCCAUCCAAACCGUAGAAUCAACCACCUUCAUCACGGCGACGACCUUCACGACCCUAACGUCCGUGGUCUCGACGUCGACGAUAUCAAGCAGCGCCGCGCCGUCCGAGCCAGCCUCGCCGACGCCGACUCUCAACCCCCUGGACUCGGGCAUGGGCCCGCUCGACCACCACCACGAUCACGACGGCGGGCCGGAGACGGAUGGCCGGUGGUCGCGAUGGAAGCCGCACUGGCGCUUCCCGAGACCGGGUGUGCAGCAUCAGGGCCGGGUAGUUCCUGUGCAGUGAGGCGGAACGAUCCAUGUAUGCCUAGGCAAUUCAUUCCUUGCUGUCCUUCAUUUUGUUUUCCCAGGGUCUUCGCGAGUUAUUCCAGGACAUAACUAUUUCGGUCGUUUGGUCGCACCUUCUACCUAAUGUUCAGUUCAAUGGAGGAUGCGACGUCGAGGACACAACCCCAUCUAAUGAAGGAUUUGGGGCAUGGUGAAUAAUUAGAUAUGCUAUUAGCUAGCUCAGCUUGGUGGCGUAAAUGAGACUUCGCUUGAUCUCGAUG
Messenger RNA from Phialemonium atrogriseum, 3190 nucleotides. RefSeq lists its product as uncharacterized. The transcript is spliced from 3 exons. Lineage: Eukaryota; Fungi; Ascomycota; Sordariomycetes; Cephalothecales; Cephalothecaceae. The record is from RefSeq and is a predicted model, not a curated record. Bases 238 to 2928 code for a protein of 896 amino acids.